Chroicocephalus ridibundus (black-headed gull) is the source of this 1765-nucleotide messenger RNA. It is a transcript of the gene LRRC39, whose product is annotated as leucine rich repeat containing 39. The record is from RefSeq and is a predicted model, not a curated record. NCBI's taxonomy places the organism in Eukaryota, Metazoa, Chordata, Aves, Charadriiformes, Laridae. Gene Ontology annotation, biological process: signal transduction. The transcript is spliced from 9 exons. The coding region runs from base 669 to 1688 and encodes 339 amino acids. Gene Ontology annotation, molecular function: protein binding.
AAUAACCCCUCUGCACAUUCUGAUAAAGAUUACUUUUCUGUCUGGACUUUGAUAAUUUGCACUAAAAUUCUUCAACAGGAGAAUACUUAAGCAUGGGCAAAAGUAAUGAGUAAAAUACUUUGUGAUGUAAUACUUUUUCUAGACUAAUUAGUCAAUGUUGCUGUUUAAUAGCACUUUGUAGCUCAGUUAUCUUCCAGAGAAACAUUACUGGAGUAAAGCAAGUAAUUGUCAUUUUGAGUUUAAAACUAGCUUAUUUUUUAUUGUGAAGCAUAACAAGUACUCCUUUGUUCUUUUUGUUCACAAUUUUAACUUUUGUUAAUGUGAGUCCAGGAUUUUAUGGGAGUCCAGUCACGUUCAGCAAACUGGUAAGACAUUAAGAGUGGUGAAUGCUUGGGGGUUUUGCAGAAGUGCCUCAUGUGAUACCUUCUAUUCUCAGCAUAGGUUAAAAUUAGAACUAGACUGACAUUGCAUUGGAGCUUGAGUGAGAGUUCUAAAUGGGUUUGGUAGUACAGACAGGAUUUGUAAUUUAUCUCUGCUCUUGCCCAGAAAGCAACGAGUCACAGAAAAUCCUUGAAAACGCCAAAUAGUUGAGCUGAUACACGCGCUGAUGCACUGACCCUGGAAUUCACAGGCAGAUUCCUGUGACUGAACCUGAACAUGUGAGGAUCAUGACUGAAACUGCCGUUUGCGUUGGAACGUUCACUGCUGUGAAGACACUUUGGGAAGUGAGAAUACACAAGAUAAACGAAGAAUUACAGAAAGAAAAGGAAUUCAGACAGAGGUCUGCAGGAAGGCUACUACUAGUCUGGGAGGAGAGAGCUGCUCUAGCAAAGCUCAAAGAAAAAGUUAUUCACGAAGAUGGAAGAGCAAUUCUGAGGAUAGAGGAAGAAGAAUGGAAGACGCUGCCUUCGUGCUUAUUGAAACUAAUCCAUCUCCAGGAAUGGCAGCUGCAUAGAACUAGUUUGCAGAAAAUUCCUCAGUUCGUUGGAAGAUUUCGCAAUCUUGUUGUUCUGGAUCUAUCCCGGAACUCAAUUGAAAGUGUACCUAAAGAAAUUGGUCAGCUGACUAGCCUCCAAGAGCUGCUUCUCAGUUACAAUAGAAUAAAAUCUGUUCCUAAGGAAAUAAGUAAUUGUGUCAGUCUGGAAAGAUUGGAACUGGCUGUGAACAGGAGUAUCAGUGAUCUUCCUCCUCAGCUCAGUGAUUUAAAGAAGCUUUCACACAUAGAUUUGUGCAUGAAUCAGUUUACUACUAUCCCUUCAGCUCUUCUCAACAUGCCAAAUCUAGAAUGGUUAGACAUGGGGGGAAAUAAACUCCAGGAGCUUCCUGAUGCAAUUGACAGAAUGGAACAUCUCCACACUUUAUGGCUCCAAAGGAAUGAGAUAAAUUCUUUACCAGAAACCAUUGGUAAUAUGAAAAAUCUUAGUACUCUUGUUCUCAGCAACAACAAACUUAAGGAUAUUCCAGCUUGUAUGAAGGACAUGACGAAUCUGAGAUUUGUCAACUUCAGAGACAACCCACUGGAGUUAGAGGUAACACUUCCUCCAUGUGAGAAUACAGAAGAGGAGGAGCAACAGGAAAUGUUCGGCAUUGAAUUCAUGCACAUGUAUAUCCAAGAGUCACUCAAGAAAACAGGAAAUCUGGAAAGUUGUGCUUCUGAUCCUUCUCCUAUCAUAAAUGCUAAUGAAUAAAGAAUGUAACUGUGAAUGGAAGAAAAUAUCAAGUAUACUUCUUAGUAAAGAGGCGUACAACAGGUUUCAAAUAUUCU